Messenger RNA from Suillus plorans, 1149 nucleotides. Its product is annotated as transmembrane amino acid transporter protein-domain-containing protein. The record is from RefSeq and is a predicted model, not a curated record. The coding region runs from base 142 to 1149 and encodes 335 amino acids. NCBI's taxonomy places the organism in Eukaryota, Fungi, Basidiomycota, Agaricomycetes, Boletales, Suillaceae. The transcript has 8 exons.
CUCGGUAUUUUUGGCCUGUACACUGCCAAGUUGCUCAUCGACUUCAAGUUGAAUCAUCCCAAUGUGCAUACUAUGGGUAAUAAAUUCUGUCAUCGGUGAUUUUCAAACACCUGAGAUACUCUAGGCGAUGCUGGAUACAUUAUGUUCGGACCUGUGGCUCGGGAAGUGCUUGCCUUCGGAACUGUUUCUUUCGUUGUGUUUGGUUUGGGCUCUGGACUACUUUCCAGCCAGCAGGCACUGUCAACGCUUUCGAAUCAGCGCAUGUGUAGUAUGUAUCUGGUCAUCAUUACUGGCACCGUUGCUUUCUUGAUUUCACUACCACGGACACUGGAUCGCUUGGCAUGGAUGGGUGUUCUUAGUGCAGCAGUCAUUGCCGUAGCUGGUUUCAUUGCAAUGAUUGGAGCAGGGGUGAACCCAGUUCCCGGACGAUCUUUGACAGUAGCUGCCUCCAGUAACUUUUUCGAUGCUUUCUUGGCUGUCACAAAUCCUGUUUUUGCAUAUGCAGGACACUUCAUGUUCUUUAUUUUGAUAUCUGAGAUGCGCAAACCCGAGGACGCUAUGAAGGCAGCAUGGUGUCUACAGGACUUCGCUCCAGUAUUCUAUGUUGUUUUCAGCGGAGUCAUGUAUGUCUACAUUGGAAACACAGUCCAGUCCCCGGUCCUCUUUUCUCUUCCUCCGGUAUGGGCAAAGGCAGCGUUCGCCAUUGCUCUCCCAAAUUUCCUGUUGUCAGUGAUGCCUUGCUCUGCAAAGCUUGUGUUUGUUCGAUAUUUCGUCAUUCAGAGCACGUCCAUUCGCAUACCUUACUCGGGUGGACGGUUUGGACUCUGCUGUGUUUUGCAGGCUCAGCGCUCAGCUAUGGCUGCAAUUCUCGCCAUCGCAGUUCCGAUAUUUUCCUACCUAAUCGGCAUCACGGCAGCCCUCUUUGCCGCAUGGUACACGUACGGUUUGGCCGGAUGCUUCUGGUUGCAUGACGCAUAUCAUCUCGAGGGUGGCUUGGACGGGCUCAAACGACGACCAAUCGGGACCACACUCGCAGUGUUGACUAUUAUUUCCGGCACUUUCAUCUGUGUCGCUGGGACUUAUGUGUCGAUAAAGCUCAUCGCUGAAGCCUACGCCAAUGGCCAAGUUGGGAGACCGUUCGUUUGCUAG